Molecule: messenger RNA, 3686 nt
Organism: Sarcophilus harrisii (Tasmanian devil)
Lineage: Eukaryota; Metazoa; Chordata; Mammalia; Dasyuromorphia; Dasyuridae
Gene: TNFAIP1
Product: TNF alpha induced protein 1
Exons: 7
Coding region: 247-1206 (319 amino acids)
Biological process (GO): protein ubiquitination; protein homooligomerization; negative regulation of Rho protein signal transduction
Cellular component (GO): Cul3-RING ubiquitin ligase complex
Molecular function (GO): protein binding; ubiquitin-protein transferase activity
Source: RefSeq, a predicted model, not a curated record
AGCUCACGAUCCGAGCCUGGGGCGGGCGGGGGUCGGGGUCAGGGUCGAGGCCGCUCUGCCUGGCUGCGGCUGUGGGGCUAGACUUGGGGUCAGGGCCGGAGAGAGCCCUGGGGAGACGCUCCCGGGAGCAAGUCCUGAGAUUAUGAGGCUCUGGCCUCCACCAACUGCUUACCCGUGACUUCCUCCACCACAGUGGAACGCCCCAGGCCCACCUCCUGCCGUGUGGUCAUCUACCUGCAGCGGGAGAUGUCCGGAGACACCUGCCUGGCUGGCCUGUGCCCAGCCUCAGGGUCUAAGCCCAAGCCAGGGGGCUUCAAGGGCGGGGGGAUGGGCAACAAAUACAUCCAGCUCAACGUGGGCGGCUCCCUGUACUACACCACGGUGAGGGUGCUCACCCGGCACGACACCAUGCUCAAGGCCAUGUUCAGCGGACGCAUGGAGGUGCUGACCGACAAGGAGGGCUGGAUCCUCAUAGACCGGUGUGGGAAGCACUUUGGCACCAUUUUGAAUUACCUCCGAGAUGACACCAUCACCCUCCCCCAGAACCGGCAAGAGGUCAAGGAGCUGAUGGCAGAAGCCAAAUAUUACCUCAUCCAGGGUCUGGUGGACAUGUGUCAGGCGGCCUUGCAGGAUAAAAAGGAAUCCUAUCAGCCCGUGUGCAACAUCCCCAUCAUCACAUCCCCAAAGGAGGAGGAGCGGCUCAUUGAAGCCUCCACUAAGCCUGUGGUAAAGUUACUCUACAACCGAAGCAACAAUAAGUACUCCUACACCAGUAACUCUGACGACCACCUGCUUAAGAACAUUGAGCUGUUCGACAAACUCUCCCUGAGCUUCAACGGCCGAGUGCUUUUCAUCAAGGACGUCAUUGGAGACGAAAUCUGCUGCUGGUCCUUCUACGGCCAAGGCCGAAAGUUGGCUGAAGUGUGCUGCACCUCGAUCGUCUACGCCACCGAGAAGAAGCAGACAAAGGUGGAGUUCCCAGAGGCCCGCAUCUAUGAGGAGACGCUCAAUGUCUUGCUCUAUGAGACCCCCCGAGUCCCUGACAAUUCUUUACUGGAGGCCACCAGCCGCAGCCGCAGCCAGGCCUGCCCUGGUGAGGAUGAGGAGGCCUUUGAACUACGAGACAGAGUCCGCCGCAUACACGUCAAACGCUACAGCACCUACGAUGACCGGCAGCUCGGCCACCAGUCCACCCAUCGGGACUGACAGCCCUCAGGGCAGUGGGACCCAGACAGCCUAGGCCCCCCCUUCUCUCUGGUGCAUCCAAGCCAGCGACCCUUAUUGGGUGAGCGUCCACCUCGGCCCUCAGGGGUGGGACAGAGGCCUCCAGAGAGGCUCAGGGGACUGGGAGGGGGAAGGGCCUUCCUCCCACUCCCCUGCUUUUGCCCAAGGGGACCAAGCCAGGCCCACCAAUGGCCCAGUUAGCCCUUUUCCACACCUGCCUGGUCUUCUGGCUUGACGGCCCUAGGGCACUGUUCAACAGAUCCCAGCCUUGUAGCCUGAGCAUCAACUUCUCCCAGCACUCUGAAGCUGACCCUGAAGCUCUAGACUUUGGUUCUUCCUUUUACUCUCAUACUCUUUAACGGAUCUUCUUGCUCUUCCCAAAAAGUGUUGGGGUGGGGCACUUCUUCAGAGCCUAUUUCUAGGAUUGAGAAGGGGACUGAGGACUCGAUGGUCCACUAAGAAAUUUCCAGUCACAGGGAUAAGCAGCAGCUUUUUGUAUGAGGUAUCUUAAAUUCCGUGAUCUGAAGGAUCCCUGUUCUCUUAAGUCAUUGGUGCAGUUUCUUCAGAGUUCUUCUAAUUCUUUUGCAAAAAGAUAUCGGUCCAAAUUCAUCAAAUUCUUACCAGAAAAACAAGUAGGGUUAAUCUUCCCAUGUUUUCCUUUCUUCCCCCCCCCCCCCAUCUCGAAUCCUGAUCCCUGUCCUAGGACCACCCCAUGAGAGGAAAAGAAAGUACAAAUCAGGUCCCAUGAGUGAAAUGAAACUCUAAAAAAGGACAGCAGGGUCAGACUGCCCAGGGCCUGAGAAAUCUGAGAAAAGGCCAAAUUCUCAGGCUGUGACACUAGGGAGUCCAGCUGGAAAGGGACUUGGUCCCACAAACAUAGUUCAGCAAACAGUGGGCAGGCCUCUGAAUCGGGUGGCAAGCAUUAGCCCCGGCCCCACUUUGGCCUUAGCAGAGCAAUAUUGCACAAUGGAAGGGCCUGGGUUCUUUUGACACUUUGGUCCCUUCUGCUCAGUCAGCCGUGGCAAUGUAGACUGGUCCUGGUCAGGGCUGCGGGCCUCACGUUUCCUACUUGGUUCAGCUAGACCAUAAGUCUUUCAGAAUUUUUUCCCAGAAUGUGCAAAAAGCAGUGCCUUCUUCCUCCCAGGGGAUGUUUUCCAAUCAAUUCUUCUCAUCAAUCUUUCCUGCUAAUAUUCUAUUUCUGAAGUCAGUGAAGGCUUGUAGGAACCCAAGUAAGGAUGGUAAAAAUGUGGCACUUGCUCCAGUUACUCAGUCUUGCAUGCAGCCUCUGAAUCGCACCUUUCCGGCCACCUACUUCUGCCCUUCCUUGGGGCGGGACAUUCACCUUUCAGCAGAAGAAUUGCUAGUGUCGACCAGAUCUGCCUCACUCUACACUAGGGUCUUUCAAGUAUGAUCUGAUUUUUCAAGAGGCUAAAAUACACAAUAAUUUAUUAAGGUUGUCCAUGUUCUCCCUUCUUUAGUCUUCAGGGUGAAAACCUUUGUUACAAUGCGCUGGGUUGCUGGGCCCUCUCAGCUUCCACUUGUUGCUCUAGUCCUCAAGAGGAGCCUGGACAGGAGGAGCUCUGCAGUUAUGUCAUCACCUUUUUUUUUUUUUUUCCUAGCUUUCUCGAAUAGAAAUUACUGGGCAUUUUAUACGUUGCCCUAGAUGAGACUAUCAGAAAACUUGGUCUGUUGAGAGGACCGCUGCUGCUUUUACCAGAAACACUAGCUGUAGGCAAAAAGUAGUUUGAAUUUCCUUUAGGAGGCAUUAAUGCCACAUUCAGAAAGUAGAGAUAUAUUUUUCAAGUGUUCACCAAGAAAUCCUUAAGUUACUCAUCUCUUAGCCUUGGGAACUUUUAACUUUCGCAGCCAGAGCAAAUGAAAAACACAGGUCAGAGACAAUCACUACUUGGCUGCAGAACCUGCUACCAUGGCGCCCCCCACCCCUCAGCUCUACCCUAAGUGGCUUUGGUGUUAAUGUUUUGUAUGGCACUUUGGAAACGACUGUCCUUUCUUUAAGCUGCUGUUUGUGUUGGCAUUUUGUUGUUUUGGGUUUUUUUUUUUUUUAAAUCAGAACUGGAUGACCUUCCCCCUAACAUACACCCAGGGGCUAAAAGAUUUGGGUGUGGUGUGGUGGAAGCUCAGGGGUGGUACUGAUGUUUACCACCCUUGCCCUAAGACACUGUACCUGAAACUUCAGACCCCAUUUGGGCAGUUUAAUUGCAACCCAGCAACCAGCUGGUGUGGGUGGGAGGGUCUCCUUAUGGAUUGUACAAUCAGGCUGCUUCCGGUUCCAAGGGAGGUCUACAGUUCCCUUCUCUGCCUCAAAGGUCAGGCAGGCCCUUGGCUCAAUGAGGGUCUCUGUUUUCUCACUAACCUUUUAAAUGACAAUAUUUCUGCUCUCCUAUUAGUACAGUCCAUGGAAGCAAACACUAAUUUUUAAUAAAAUCCUGUUAUACUGUAAA